Molecule: messenger RNA, 1814 nt
Organism: Nematolebias whitei (Rio pearlfish)
Lineage: Eukaryota; Metazoa; Chordata; Actinopteri; Cyprinodontiformes; Rivulidae
Product: noelin-2
Exons: 8
Coding region: 102-1550 (482 amino acids)
Biological process (GO): signal transduction
Source: RefSeq, a predicted model, not a curated record
UCCCAUCGACAGCGUCUUACCUGUAGCACCAUGCUGUUUUGGGGAUGACUUUGGUCUGUGUGUGAAAGCACGGCAGAGUUCUUCCCUGAGCGUCUGUCAAGAUGACGGUUCCCAUGUUGAAGAUCGGUGCUGUGCUCAGCACCAUGGCUAUGGUAACCAACUGGAUGUCCCAGACUCUGCCUUCACUGGUUGGACUCAACGGAACCGUCAUCUCCUCUGAGGGGACACACGAGCGCAUCAUUAGUGGCUUGUACCCGGGCUCAGAGGAAGGCUGGCAGGUGUACAGCACCGCCUCAGAUCCUGACGGAAGAUGUGUGUGCACGGUUGUCGCACCUGCACGAAUUCUAUGCAAACGAGACCCUCGGAAUCGACAGCUUCGCUCGCUGACAGAACAGGUUCAGAACGUGAGUCAGUCCCUUGAGGUGGUGGACCUGAGGACAUCCAGAGACCUGCAGUACGUCCGAGACUCUGAGCCGCUGUUGAGAAGAGUGGAUGGACGUUUACACUCUUAUGUGGCAAACCCUCGCACUUUAACAACCAAGAGCCUCCAGGAGCUGAAGGGUCACAUGUCUCAGCUGCGGCCUCUCUUGUCGGUGGUGGAGCAGUACAGACUGGACCUGCAGACGCUGACCACCCUGCGGUCAGAGCUGCUCAACCUAUCGAUCGUCCUGACAGCCAUUCAGGAGGAGAUCGGAGCGUACGACUACGAGGAGCUUCAGCAGAGGGUGUUACUGCUGGAGACCAGACUACACAGCUGCAUGAACAAACUGGGUUGCGGUCGUCUGACUGCUGUGAGCAACCCGAUCACCGUGAGAGCCUCGGGGUCCCGUUUUGGCUCCUGGAUGACUGACGCCAUGAUCCCCAACUCUGACAGCAGGGUUUGGUCCAUGGAUGGUUACUAUAAAGGCAGGCGUGUACUGGAGUACCGAACCAUGGGGGACUUCACAAAGGGCCAGAACUUUGUCCAGCACCUGUUGCCCCACCCUUGGGCAGGAACCGGUCACGUGGUCUACAAUGGAUCGCUCUAUUACAACAAGCACCAGAGCAACAUCUUGGUUCAGUACCAUUUUCGCUCUCACAGUGUGUUGCUGCAGCGCAGCCUGAGUGGAGCUGGAUACAACAACACCUUCCCCUACAGCUGGGGUGGGUCCUCUGACAUUGACCUGAUGGCUGAUGAGACUGGACUGUGGGUCGUCUACACCUCCAUCCCAAACGCAGGAAACAUAUUGGUGAGUCGUCUGGAUCCUCGAUCAUUGGAAAUACUUCAGAGCUGGGACACGGGUUUUCCAAAACGCAGCGCUGGGGAGGCCUUUAUGAUCUGUGGCACCCUUUAUGUCACCAACUCCCACCUGGCUGGUGCCAAGGUCCACUUUGCCUACCACACCAACACCUCCACAUAUGAGUACACUGAUAUCCCUUUCCACAAUCAAUAUUCCCACAUCAGCAUGAUGGACUACAACCCCAGAGAAAGAGCACUGUACACCUGGAACAAUGGCCAUCAGGUGCUCUACAACGUUACACUGUUUCACGUCAUUCGAAGUGACGGCUAGAAUGAUGGGAUUUUUUUAAUAUAUUUCUGAACAUGCACAAUGGCUAUUUGCAUCAACAGUGAAAAUGAAUACCAUAUGUGUCCUGAUUGCAGGCUCGCACUGAGCUAAUGACAGGACACAAUACAAGGCUCUCAAACACCAGAAUCAAGGAGACAGACAAAAGUAUUCAUCACCGACUGGUAAAGUGAAUGAAGUGGAAAUGUUUUGAGCUCAUCGUUAUUCCGUUCUGUUUCAUUCAACUCAUAGGAGGUAAUUUGGAAGCUG